Molecule: messenger RNA, 5010 nt
Organism: Misgurnus anguillicaudatus (oriental weatherfish)
Lineage: Eukaryota; Metazoa; Chordata; Actinopteri; Cypriniformes; Cobitidae
Gene: egln2
Product: egl-9 family hypoxia-inducible factor 2
Biological process (GO): peptidyl-proline hydroxylation to 4-hydroxy-L-proline; cellular response to hypoxia
Cellular component (GO): cytoplasm; nucleus
Molecular function (GO): peptidyl-proline 4-dioxygenase activity; L-ascorbic acid binding; ferrous iron binding
Source: RefSeq, a predicted model, not a curated record
CCUUUGCCAUAGUAGGACGCGCAAUUUCGUUACCAGCGCAGUGUUAGAAGAGAUACGAGGGCUACUUACUCUUUGUUUAGCAAUAAUUGAAUGGACAGAAAUCAUACUGUUUUAUAUAACGGUUCCUUUAAAAAAUGUUAUUUUAAUCAGUAUUGUUUGAAGUCAGUCUGUAAGGACAUGGAUGAGAGAAGCCCGGAAAUUCAGAAGAGCCGGGGCUGGUCAGUUGAUUAUAUCGUUCAAUGGCAUUCACAAACCUGUAAGUUACCAUGAGCAAUAAACAGCCAACGGAAAUUUGUUGACAUGUUAUUCUGUAUUAAACAGCUGAAAGAAACACAUACGAGCUGUAUUCGGUUGUGAAAGUUUUGGAGGCUCGUGCUAAUAGCGCCGCAGUCAGGCAUGUGCGGAGAGGACCGUGCGGAAAAUGUGGCUUGGACGUGAGCUACGUGCGCACCCGCGGGUAGACGACAUGACAUGGAGAUGUUGGAAAACACGGACCUUAUAAAAACACACAAAACCGAGAGUAUCCAUUCAGCCCAAAAGCGAGUGCCGAACGGCUGUCCCGAGUCUCACGCGGUGACUAAAAUGGGUCUUAACACGACCACGCCGGGUCACACGUCCAGAUCGGUUCUGAAGGAAUCGAAAACCGGUUUGCAGUUGUGUAAUGGAGAAGGAUUAGGUUCUUCAUCCACUACUGCUGAAGGAACUUAUUGCAAUGGCCCACAUUCAAACGGACUGGUGGAGACCCCAAAGGUCGGUCUCACAACUCAACCCGACUGCACCGGACAUCCAGAAAGGUCUCUAAAGAGACCUUGUGGAGAUGUGAGGUCAAGACAGGUCCAGCAUCAGAAGAGAAAAGACUCAGGGUUAGGUGGUAGUCAUGAAGUGGGUUCUAGUGGUACUUCGGACACGUCCCAUGGACUGGACACAGCGCUCGAAUGCAAACGGAGGAGACUAGAAAUGGACCCCAAAACAGACAACGGCAAAAAUACACCGAUUAUUUCUCCCCUUGUUUCCAAUCACCAACAUAAAAACUGCACUUCUAAUUCGGUGUAUCAUAACGGACACAAAGUGUCACCCACAAAGCAUGCGUCACCCAGGCAGGAGAAGCAGGUCGAGGUGCAGUCCGCUCCAUCUGGGGUGACCACCAGUGCCGGAUGGUCUCCAGAACACAUGGCUCAGCACUAUAUAGUGCCCUGUAUGAAAUUUUACGGCAUUUGCGUCAGAGAUGGUUUCUUGGGCGCUCGAAUGGGGGAUAAGGUUCUGGAGGAAGUGGAGAUUUUAAACCGCAGUGGGAAGUUUCGAGGCGGGCAACUGGUGAGCCAAAAAAACAUACCCUCUAGGAACAUCCGUGGAGACCAGAUAGCCUGGGUUGAAGGCAACGAGCCGGGGUGCGAAAACAUCGGCUGCCUCAUGGCUCACGUCGAUGAGGCCAUAAUGCGCAGUGCAGCCAAUGGACAGCUGGGUGAUUAUGUCAUAAACGGGCGCACUAAGGCCAUGGUGGCGUGUUAUCCUGGUAAUGGAGCUGGAUAUGUAAGACAUGUGGACAAUCCCAAUGGCGACGGACGUUGCAUAACCUGCAUCUACUAUCUGAACAAAGACUGGGAUGCGAAGGUACAUGGAGGUUUAUUGCAACUCUUCCCAGAGGGUCGUAACGUUGUCGCUAACAUCGAGCCUCUGUUUGACCGGCUGCUUAUUUUCUGGUCGGAUCGGCGAAACCCACAUGAGGUCAAACCAGCUUUUGCCACACGCUACGCUAUCACCGUUUGGUACUUUGAUGCAAAAGAACGAGCAGAAGCUAAAGAGAAAUACAGACUGGCUACAGGACAGAAAGGAGUUAAGGUGCCCGUCACCCAGAGCAAUGUGACCUGAAUUACAGCCAACCGAGAUGAACUCUACUGGAGCCCGCUCUCGUGUACAAUAACACACCCCGCUGCCCGAUUGGCCGAGGAGAUGCAGGAGGCCGAUCCAACAUGGAUCUGUUCGUGGCUUCAAAACUGCCAAUCACACUGAGUGUACAAAAAAUAGACCACUAACAUAAGUGUCAGUCCAAAAUGGUGGUCAUAGCUCUGAAAGGCCGAUCGAAACUUUUCUCCUCCUGUGGAACAUCAGCGACAUGGAAAUGGACCUGGAUGUACUGAUUAUAUUUCUAAUACGAAUUCAAAUCUGUAAGCCCACCAGUUGCUUUCUACAAGCGUACAUCCCUGUGUAUACGUGGGUUUGAGCUUUCAGGUGGCCUUUGCCCAUCGUUCGAACAGGAAGUGAGUAGGUGAGAUCAGCAGACCCGACGUGUUACUUCCUGUUCAACCUGUUCAUGAAUUUGUUGCCAGCUUAACGCUGAGUUUAGCUACAGCAUUGACAGAAAUAACAUUGUACAGCAAUGCUUGUAAGUCUUGGCUUGUAAGGCUCGGGCGCUGGGGAUUUAACUUAAAAAUAAAUGGCGCCUUUUUAUAAUGUUGUAUUUGCUUUGCUUAUGCAAAUUUGGUAAUGCCACAACCCCCGCUCACAAAAAUAUGGAACCCAAUAUGCACGCCACAAUUCCUAAUACUGAAGUUUGUGUUGGAUGACGCAGAUCAUAGCUAUUUAUCCAUUAUUUCAAUUUAUCAAUGUCAAUUUAACGUCAGUAAACCGUUGUACUAAGGUUGCAUUUUGGUUGAAAAUUAGGUCGAGUCAAACUCUAUUUAGCAGUCAUUUAGUUUUGAUCACUUUACGUCAACCAUUCAUAACUACCUUUUAAAGUUUAAAAAAAUCAGUGUAAAUUUAAAAUAGUGGAGUCCACAAUAUCGACAGCCAACUAUGACAAUAGGAAUACAGAGGAAUGAUAUUGUUGGGAUCACUCGGCGAUAAAAUGAUCGGCGUCCAUUUCAGGAUGUCCAGGAUGCUUGAAACCGAUAUUACAGACAAUACAGAAAAUUGUAUUUAAAGGGGCCAUGGCACAAGACUUUUUUAAGAUGUCAAAUAAAUCUUUGGUGUCCCCAGAGCACAUAUGUGAAGUUUUAGCUCAAAAUACAAUAUAAAUAAUUGAUUACAGCAUGUUAAAAUUGCCACUUUGUAGGUGUGUGCAAAAAUGUGCCGUUUUGGGUGUGUCCUUUAAAAUGCAAAUGAGCUGAUGAAAUUCAAACACUGAUCACAAUGAUGGUGGUUUGUUGCAAUUAAAACUCAAUUGUGCUUUUCUCUGCACUAAAUGGCAGUGCUGUGGUUGGAUAGUGCAGAUUAAGGGGUGGUAUUAUUAUGACAUCAUAAGGAGAGCCAAAUUUCAACAAACUAUUUUUUCAUGUGCUUGUAGAGAAUGGUUUACCAAAACUAAGUUACUGGGUUGAUCUUUUUCACAUUUUCUAGGUUGAUAGAAGCACUGGGGACCCAAUCAUAGCACUUAAACAUGGAAAAAGUCAGAUUUUCAUGCCUUGGCCCCUUUAAAAGAUGACUUUCUUAGCAGAGUGGGGUCAUCUAAAUCCAUCUUUGUGACUGUAAAAGUUACUAACAUAAAAUUAAAGUUAACAUUAUAGUCCAUUAGCGUAGCUGUUACUAUGAUUAUCAUUAUAGUAUCAUUAUCAUCCAUAGUGUGAACGGCCCCUUAAAUUUCUUAAAUGUCAGGAUGGAGUCGGCAUGAGAUAUUUUGAUCAUUUUACAGCACAGUAUUCUACAUUAAAAUGACGAUGGCAUUAUUAAAAUGACGUGACAUCACAACGUGAAAUCAACCAAAUUUCAACGUCUUUGUGACCUGCUUGGCUGAAUUUGCUCAGACAUAUGCCAGUUUAUAACAUCCAUUAUUUAUUCAUCAUUUAAUGAUUUACUGCCCCCACCAUCACUUCAUUUACCCAUGCAUGGUACAGCGAUAUACCAGCGCAUGCACUGUCUGGCGAGUUUGGGUGGUUUGUGAAUAAGACAGAAGGUUGCGCUGAAAAAAAAAUGAAUCCCUCAUCCAGGUUGUAUCUUAGAUCAUUGGAACCCAUUGCUGAGAAAACAGGGUGUUUGUGAUCUUUUCUAAUCUUUGUAUGUAUGUAAAAUAACGAAAGACAAUAUCUUAGUGACUCCUCAUGGCUUAGCCUUGCCUGUAACAGUGUUUCCUGCAUACUAGAUACAGUAGCCUCUCCCUUUAGGAAACACAGGCUGCAGUAUAGUGCUCGGCUAGCGUAUACUCCUUGUCUAUAGGGAUGCACUUAAUUCAUCAAUCACUUUUGAAUAAGAGAGCUGACAAUCUCGUUCUCACCUCAGUGAGGUGCUAUACAGCAAAAGAGAUAAACACAGAGCUCUCCGCAAGUAAUGGCAACAUUUCCUAUUAGGUGAUGUGACACUACAUGCCUACAUCGGUGUAAAUUUGUGGAUGGCUGUGUUCGGAAAGGAAUACGACUACUGUAGUGUACUGUACUGCAUACUACACAGUACACACUAGAUCCAUACAAAGGUAUGCUUCAGUGUCGUCACAUUAAAAUCUCAGAAAUUGUCUUCAUUUUAGGUAGAUCGAUCGAAAAUGUUUGACUACUAUAUUGAUUCUGAUUGAAAAUCAAGUUAAGUUUAAUGGAUUGUGAAAUACAGUUUCUUUAAAUUUUUAUAUAAAAUAUUUUAGGUCAUCUGUUUCUCUUUUCAUAAAAAACACUAUGCCCAGCAUAUUAUUUUACUGUCUGGUAUGGUAGUGUGCUUUUCCGAACACAGCCACAGUCUGAAAACUGGGAGCAUUGUAACGGAAGAGAAGAAUUAUGCAAAGAAACGGCACAGGAAACAAUAUUCUUGUUAAACCAAGGGAACAACUGGAUCAUUUAUCUCAAAUCUUACCAUAAGAGAGUAUUGUACUGACCUGUGCUAUGUUUGAAUGCCAUUGGCGGCCAGGGAAAGCACUUUAUAACGGUGUGUGUGGUGUCUGAAUGAGCAAGUAAAUGUAGAAGCUGUGGGAAGUAAAUGCUUUUUUGCGCCGUUUAACAGUAUGAAUCUUUAAUCAACUGAGAACAAAAAAGACAUGUUUGCCUAAUCUUUUUACAGUAUUUAAUUAAAGCGUGUUGGAUUUUGUAAAACUGA